Molecule: messenger RNA, 339 nt
Organism: Melampsora larici-populina 98AG31
Lineage: Eukaryota; Fungi; Basidiomycota; Pucciniomycetes; Pucciniales; Melampsoraceae
Exons: 2
Coding region: 1-339 (112 amino acids)
Biological process (GO): DNA replication, synthesis of primer
Cellular component (GO): alpha DNA polymerase:primase complex
Source: RefSeq, a predicted model, not a curated record
AUGCCAUGUACAACAAUCAUCAAAAAUGGAGCAGGUCCAUCCGAUUCACAUGGUUGUCCUUUUAAACAAUUCACUCCAAUGAAUUUAACUCAAUUCUUAACUCAAUCUUAUGGUUUAAAUUCAAAUUCAAAUGAAAUUAAAGAUAUUUUAAAUUGGAAUAAAUCUUCUCUUUAUCAUUUAUCUUGUACUUGUGUUUUUGAAGUUCAUCACAAGAAAUAUGGAGUUAAAAAAGGUCAAGGUGUAGGUCAAACUGAAAGCGUCUCUCAUCCAAAUCGAUAUUUUGAAGCUAGUCAUAAACUGAGUCACCCUAUAGAAGAAGGAACCGCUAAGCCUACUUGA